Messenger RNA from Callorhinchus milii (elephant shark), 1134 nucleotides. Its product is annotated as metalloproteinase inhibitor 3. The transcript is spliced from 5 exons. Gene Ontology annotation, biological process: negative regulation of endopeptidase activity; negative regulation of membrane protein ectodomain proteolysis. The record is from RefSeq and is a predicted model, not a curated record. Gene Ontology annotation, cellular component: extracellular matrix. NCBI's taxonomy places the organism in Eukaryota, Metazoa, Chordata, Chondrichthyes, Chimaeriformes, Callorhinchidae. Gene Ontology annotation, molecular function: protease binding; metalloendopeptidase inhibitor activity. The coding region runs from base 49 to 693 and encodes 214 amino acids.
CCCCCCACUCAAAGAAGUGAUCUCCGAGGUGAAGGACUUUCAGAGAGAAUGUCGCUUUCAGUUCGAGGAGCUGUGUCCUUGCUGCUGGCUCUGAGCAGCCUGCACCUCCACGAGCAGUCAGAGGCGUGCAGUUGCAUGCCGAACCAUCCUCAGGAUGCCUUCUGCAACUCCGACAUAGUGAUCCGGGCCAAGGUGGUGGGGAAGAAGCUGCUGAAAGAUGGUCCCUUUGGCACAAUGCGUUACACUGUCAAACAGAUGAAGAUGUAUCGUGGCUUCAAUAAGGUGCAGCAGGUCCAGUACAUCUACACUGAAGCGUCAGAGAGCCUGUGCGGUGUGAGACUUGAGGUCAACAAGUUCCAGUACUUGAUCACAGGCGGAGUGUACGACGGGAAAGUCUACACAGGAGUGUGUAACCUCAUCAUGCCAUGGGACAGGCUGACCCUGUCCCAGCGCAAGGGGCUGAAUCAUCGCUAUCGACUUGGUUGCAACUGCAGGAUUAAGCCCUGCUACUACCUGCCAUGCUUUGUCACCGCAAAGAACGAGUGUCUCUGGACUGACAUGACAUCUGGCCAGGGCUACAUCGGUCACCAGGCCAAACACUACACCUGCAUCCAGCAAAAGGAAGGCUACUGUAGCUGGUACAGAGGAGCUGCUCCUCCAGACAGGACCAGGAUCAACAACACGGACCCCUGAGAGACUCCCCUUCCCUGAGCAAACGCUGGCCAAUGCAGGACGACCAUCGUGUAUCACACAGCCACGAUGGCUCUCGUGCCUGUCUCCUCCCAGAGUUAUCACAUCAAACACAGACUCUCCACCAUCUUACUGUUUCCUCAGAGUUAGUCUUGGAUCCCUUUCCCCUCCUCCCCCCACCCCUCCACUAGUUGGGUGGUCUUGUGCUCCAUCACCAAUCGACAUUGCGUCUGCCGUGCUCCUCACAGUAACAGAUAUAUCAUAGAGCUUUAUAUAUUUUAAUAUUGCAGUGUCUUGUGCCAUAGCUAACUGCUACUGCCCUUUGUAAACAAGGUACGGGUGUGCCCAAUGUGCAGCAAAAGCUUUGAGACUGAAAUGUUUCAGGAAAUUUCAAUAUUUGUGUGAGAGAGAGAGAGACAGAGAGUGAGACACAACAACAAGAUU